This is a messenger RNA of Amoebophrya sp. A25, 292 nucleotides long. Lineage: Eukaryota; Dinophyceae; Syndiniales; Amoebophryaceae. The record is from the annotation of a GenBank genome assembly.
AUGUUGCAUCUGAUACUGUGUGGCGAGAAGAGCAUCCUCUUUCAGCUUGGAGAAAAAGCAUACAGGAUAAUGGGGCACCGGAGAUGUUUACAGGGGCAAUAUGAUGCCAUGCUUUCCGGCAACAUAGCCAUAUUUGCCCCUUUCCUGAAAUUGAUGGCCAAGUUAAUUGCUGAAACGAGACGUGAUGAUGGUUCGCUAGACCCCGAGGACUUCGAAGAGAAAUUAGAAGCGGCCAGAAAUGAAGCUGAAAAACUUGCAGACAACAUGUACCAAUGGGGCGUCGAGUAUGCGG